CAACACAGAACUGGCAACACCGAUUGACAGUUUCCGGUUGCCAUAAGUUCUUUCUUUGUGGCAUGGUGUCGGCAUAAGGCACACCAAGAUGCAGAUCUUCGUGAAAACCCUCACGGGUAAGACCAUCACCCUUGAGGUCGAGCCCUCGGACACUAUCGAGAAUGUCAAGGCCAAGAUCCAGGACAAGGAAGGAAUCCCUCCGGAUCAGCAGAGGUUGAUCUUCGCCGGCAAGCAGCUUGAAGACGGCCGCACCCUCUCAGACUACAACAUCCAGAAGGAGUCCACCCUCCACCUGGUGCUCCGCCUCCGUGGUGGCGCCAAGAAACGCAAGAAGAAGAAUUACUCCACCCCCAAGAAGAUCAAACACAAGAAGAAGAAGGUCAAGCUCGCUGUGCUCCGGUACUACAAGGUGGACGAGAACGGCAAGAUCCACCGCCUGCGCCGCGAGUGCACGGGCGAGCAGUGCGGCGCCGGCGUGUUCAUGGCCGUCAUGGACGACCGCCACUACUGCGGCAAGUGCCACAGCACCAUGGUCUUCAAGGACGACGACAAAUAGGCUAAGUGUUAAGGGUACUUUAGUGUACGACUGUGGAUGACGGAUUAAAUUCUUGACACAGU
Cydia pomonella (codling moth) is the source of this 618-nucleotide messenger RNA. It is a transcript of the gene RpS27A, whose product is annotated as ubiquitin-ribosomal protein eS31 fusion protein. NCBI's taxonomy places the organism in Eukaryota, Metazoa, Arthropoda, Insecta, Lepidoptera, Tortricidae. The record is from RefSeq and is a predicted model, not a curated record. Gene Ontology annotation, biological process: modification-dependent protein catabolic process; protein ubiquitination; translation. Gene Ontology annotation, molecular function: structural constituent of ribosome; protein tag activity; ubiquitin protein ligase binding. The transcript has 4 exons. Gene Ontology annotation, cellular component: nucleus; cytoplasm; ribosome. Bases 89 to 556 code for a protein of 155 amino acids.